UAGUCUUCUACCUUCGCCAUCAGCACCACCUGAGCAGCGAGAGCGAGCCGCUGGCAAGGUGCUGCAGAAGAAGUGCUCUUCUUGAGAAUUCAUUUCUCAGAAGAAUAACUAGCUUCUUUGCAGUAUCACCUUCUCUCUCUCUCUCUCUCUCCAUAUAUAUAUAUAUAUAUAUAUAUAUAUAUAUAUAUAUAUAAGGAAUAAAAAAUGGCUCGCUUUCCCUCCAGUGUUAAGCUUCUCGUUGAUGGUCUUUCCCUUUCUAUCUUUCGGAGGAGCUAUGCGGCUGCGCCACAAGAGGCAGUGUUUGGUAGGGGAGGGUCAAGGAGUGGUAUGGUGAGGAAAGUGCAAGAAAGGGGUGUGAUUAAAGAAGAUUCAGGGGCCUCAUCUGCAUGGGCUCCAGAUCCCAUCACAGGGUACUACAGGCCAGCUAAUUGUGGUUCUGAGAUCGACCCAGCUGAGCUUCGAGAAAUGCUAUUGAACCACAGGGUUAGGCCAAACUAGAAGUAGAAGAAGGCCACAACCCACAAGGUUUGUGGUUUGUGGUUUGUGGUAGUGUUCACUCUAGUCCCUUUUGGGCAGCUUAUAAGAUAGUUUGUUUUGAACUUUUUGCUAUGAUGUGUUCUUCCAUCAAAACUAUAACUAGAAAUAUAUCUCACUUCCUAGUCCUUUGUUA
Hevea brasiliensis (rubber tree) is the source of this 670-nucleotide messenger RNA. Its product is annotated as late embryogenesis abundant protein Lea5. The transcript is spliced from 2 exons. Gene Ontology annotation, biological process: response to stress. Lineage: Eukaryota; Viridiplantae; Streptophyta; Magnoliopsida; Malpighiales; Euphorbiaceae. The record is from RefSeq and is a predicted model, not a curated record. The coding region runs from base 205 to 498 and encodes 97 amino acids. Gene Ontology annotation, cellular component: mitochondrion.